CGCCCCGGCCCCCCCUCCCCCUCGGGUCCUCCUGCGCUAACUGUGCUCCUCCGGGGCCCGGCGCCUCUUCCCAGCCAUGGUGGCCUGGCGCUCGGCGUACCUCAUCAGCCUGGCUUUUUCCUUGGCCACCUUGGUCCCCAGAGGCUAUGGCGACUUUGGUGAUGGUUUUAAUCUGGAAGAUGCGCUGAGUGAAACUUCCUCAGUCAAACAGCGAUGGGACCACCUCAGCACCACCACCAGGAGGCCGGGAACACCCAUACCUCCGGCAAAGCCUGCAGGGAGUGAUUUUGACCUGACUGAUGCUUUGGGGGAUCGAGAUGAUGGCCACCGGAAACCGGGUGCAGGAGGACGAGGGACAUGGGACCAUGUUGCUACCACCACAACUAGGAGACCAAGUACAACUAGAGCACCAGCAAACCCUUUAGAUGACUUUAACCUGGCUGAUGCCUUGGAUGAUCGAAAUGAUCGAGUUGUUGACCCAAGAAAACCAAGCGCAGGAGGGGGAGGCAUUUCAGACAAGGAUCUUGAAGACAUAUUGGGAGGUGGGGCAUACUCUCCUGAUAAGAAUAAAGGUGAUGGCGGUUAUGGCAGUAACGAUGAUCCUGGAUCUGGUAUGUCGGCAGAAACGGGCACCAUCGCCGGCGUGGCCAGUGCCCUGGCCAUGGCCCUGAUCGGGGCUGUGUCCAGCUACAUCUCCUACCAGCAAAAGAAGUUCUGCUUCAGCAUUCAGCAUGCAGCAGAAGGUCAAGAAGGUCUAAAUGCAGACUAUGUGAAGGGGGAGAACCUGGAAGCCGUUGUGUGUGAGGAGCCCCAAGGUGAGGACUUCCUGGUCACCUGUGCCCUCCUGAAGGUCCCAGCUAGCCUGUGAAAUGUCCAGGCUGCAGGGGCCUAGUGAAGUACUCCACGCAGCAAGCGCAGUCUGCAGAGCCUCCGCCUCCGGAGCCGCCCCGGAUCUGAGGCCCUGCCCAGUGGCAGGUGUCCACCAAGGGUGCCGCAGCUUGUGACCCAGCUCCUGAUUUCAUCUGCCCACUUCCUCAGCUGCUUACCACGCCACUGGCUUCUCAUUGUUCUGAGUUUUCUUAACAAGCUUCAGGUGUUUGUGAGUGUGGUUUCUGUGCCCUGUCCUGCAGGGUAGGGUGUCUGCCCUCCCCUGGGUAGAGAUUUGGUGCUGAGACUCAAUACCUAACUCUGACAGAUCACCAGCAACGAAAGCUGCUGGAUCACUGAUUCCACAAAGCCUGCCUGCUCCAGCCUUGGAAUGGCGGAGGUGGGGCCGAGGGUGGGCGGGCGGUUGGAUUCUGCUGGGGAUGGUGCCAACUAUCACCUAGGCAAUGGACUAACCCCACAGUACUGUGAGCCCCCACCUACAUGCAGGAGGGGCUCACUGUAGCAGGGGUCUGUAGACAGCCCCUGGCAGUGGCCUGUGAGAGCUGUAAGUAGGGGCCCAUCUAGCAUGUGGUUCACUCGGAGCCAUUGCGAGCAACACAUCAAGCAGCACCAACGCAUGCAGGCACAGGCGUGCCACAUGCGCCCACACACAGUCAGGCGGUUAUUUGGUCUUUCUUUCCAACCCCAGGUUUGGCAUUGCUGAGUUGCCAGAGGUUUUUGCUUAUUUAAGUGCAAAUGUGCAUCUCAUGCUAGUCUUCCCUUGAGUUUAGUCAGGAGAAAUCAAGCUGUUACUCAGAGGCCUAGCUAGCUCCCAUCCUCUUCCACAGGGGCCUGGGAGUGGUCUCAAGCUGACCUGGCAACAGGUGUUCGGUGUCCCUUCUACACUGAAAAUGAGUUUUAUGCUAGAUGGGGGGGGGGGGCGUUUACCCCCACACUGUACAUGACUUUUUUCCCCCCUUUUGGGUAGCAAGAGCUACAGAUACUGAGAAUGCGCAUCAGAAGCAUGCUUAUUGAUUAGAAAUGUGCGGGGGAGGGGGAGGGGAGGGGACGUUGGCUUGGUCGCCUGGAAUGUCGCGCUGCCUUUGUAGCUCUGUAGCUGCCCUCCCUGUGUGCUUUGAUGAAGAGGUGACCAUGCUUCCCCAUGGAAACUGUUAAAUCCGGGAAACCAAGUGCGGCUCGGCCUCAGCAAGCUGCGCCUUCAGAAGCUGAGCUGGAGUCUCUACCCCUGUGGACUGAUGCUCUACUUUGCCAAAAGUGCUUCUUGAAGCACGCUGUCACUGCGCAGGCAAGAUCCCAGUUAGAGCACUUGCAGGCUUCUUCGGACCACAAGAUAGCCCCGGUAUGCCUCAGGCCGGGUAUUGGCUCCUUCACCUCCAGAAACCACUGAGGUCUGAACAGACCCCACAGGCCGCCUGCCUGGAGCGUUUGCUGGUACCACCUACUGUACUUGCGGUGGGAGCUGGGGAGGGGCCCAUGCCCAGGGCGCGCCUGGGAGCUCUGGGCCACUCCUCACCCUGCUUCUGAAACAGGGACUGGAGCUUUGGGGAGGAAGGGUGGCCUCGGGAAGCCCACCUCAUUCCUCAGCAAGUUAAUUAGCUAAGCAGCAAGGUAGGCAAUUGCUUGCCAGAUGUUUCUGUUGCCAGGACCUCCUAGCUUGCUGGUUGGAUUGAUGCCCAUUCUGUUAAGAUUUGUGCCUUCCUGAUAACCAAGACAGGAUGGCACCAGUGCUGAGCUAGAGGUGGCUCAAGGGAGGAGUUUUGCCUCUCAGGCCCAUUGCUAGGUAGGCGAGGGGGGCACUUUCUUGUUCAAGGUGAGGUCUGAUGGCUAAGCCCUUGCAACCCUACAGCCACGAUGUAAAAUACACACUAUGUGAAAUACUUUUCUCGGUAGCACCGGCUUCAGAGAGGAGCCCACUCUGCUCUCCCUUAGCUACCUCGGUGCCUUCUGCAUCAAGCCCUUCUGCAUAAAACCUCAUCUCUCGGCCCGCAGGCGCUAGCUCCGCUCCCGAUGGCUGGACAGGCCUGGGCGGGCCAUCGGCCUCCUGUUCACACAGUCUCAUCCCAGGGGCCGGGCUCCUCCUUCCCGCUGGCAUUUGACACUUGCUGGGGCACUGUAGCCUGCAGAAGUCUUGGGGCUGUUCUUAGAACUCUGUCCCCCUGAAGGUUUGAAGUGGCCAGCUUGGGUCAGUCCCAGGGGAUAGAAGGAAGAAAGCACAUGAACUAGAAAAGCCAGUUGCAAAGAUAGGCUCUCUACCGGUGCCUUCGGUGGGGAGAGCGUCUAAAAAGCUCAGUAUUCACAGUGCCACCUGUGAGUACAAAUGGGCUGAACUUGGCUUCAGGAAAGGUAGCUACAUGAAAGCAAGAGACUUGGUGUGUUGUGUCGGGGGGAGGAGGAUCCCCUCGGUAUGGGACAGGCCCAUUGCCUCGGCCACUUAGGUUGAGGUUAGUACCAGUUCUGAGAAAGUGCUAGAGACUGCCAGAAUCCCUGUACAUCGUCUCGUGCUUGUGUCCAAAUGUGAAUUGUAAACAGUCCAGUGUUUGCAUUAAACAAAAUGGAACCUGA
This is a messenger RNA of Jaculus jaculus (lesser Egyptian jerboa), 3450 nucleotides long. RefSeq names its product CD99 molecule like 2 (gene Cd99l2). The transcript has 12 exons. Bases 77 to 868 code for a protein of 263 amino acids. The record is from RefSeq and is a predicted model, not a curated record. NCBI's taxonomy places the organism in Eukaryota, Metazoa, Chordata, Mammalia, Rodentia, Dipodidae.